Messenger RNA from Acanthosepion pharaonis, 966 nucleotides. Lineage: Eukaryota; Metazoa; Mollusca; Cephalopoda; Sepiida; Sepiidae. The record is from the annotation of a GenBank genome assembly.
AUGUUUUACAGAUGGCCCCGUCCACAAUGGAACCAAUGUAUGUCUGUUGAGAUGAACAAACGUAGGACACAUGCAUCACUGAUUAAUAGGCGAAAGAAGAACAAGGAAAAUGGCCGACACCAAGACAUUACCAGAACCGGUUCUUCGCAUUCAUUCAUUCAUUUGAAUUCUUUGUCUAAUCUUUCGCGUUCUUCAUUUUAUAACCCUUAUUUCAUGGAUUCUUUUUUUACCUUUUCUUUCUUUUUUUCUUUCUUUAAUCUUACUACUUUCACUUUCAAUGUCUUCUCAUUCGUUUAUUUACAUGCAUUCCUUUCAUUCGUUCUUUCUUGUAUUUCUGUGCCACUCCUUUCACUUUCGUUUUACCCUUUUUGCUUUUCAUUCUCAUUUUUAUUUUGUUUUCUUUCUUUAACAUUAAUUUUAUCGAAUGUCUUUUCGUCCCCUUAUUUACACGCAUUUCUUCUUUUCUUUCUUUCAUUCAGUUUUAUGUCAUUAACUUUCUUUUUGCCUUUCUUGCAUUGUACGUCAUGUUGCUUUCAUUUUUACAUGAUUACUUUCAGUUUCAGUUUCACUUUCACUUUGCUUUCUUCCCAUUUUAUCUUUUAUGUCUUCUUCCCUUUUUCAUUUUUCUUUCAGUUAUUUAAACAUUUCUUUUUUUCUUGCCUGCUUGCUUGUUUUCUUUCUUUGUAUAGCUUCACCUAUUCAUGCAUUUUUCAUUCAUUAUUUAUUUGUACUUCAAGUUGUCUUCUUUCAGUUAUUUCUUCAUGGUUUUAUUUCUUACUUCUUUACUCCCUUCUUUGGAUGGUUAGAUGUUUCUUUCAUUAUUCAAUCACUUUCAUUCUUUUUCUUUCUUUCUACUUUCUACUUUCUCGUCGCCCUUCUUUCUUUUUUCGAUAUUAUUUCUUUUUGAAUUUCUACUUCCCUUUUCUCUCUUUUCUUCUUUUCUCUUCCCCUUUCUUUAUAUCUUAA